UUGCUAUUGUACAUCAUCUCCUUAUUCACUCGUUAUUAUCAUUAUAAUUUUAUUCUCUUUUUAUAUAUAUAUUGGAAAGAAAAUUGAAUACAUAAUAAAUGGCAUAAGUGUGUGUGCUUUGAUUUAUUAUAGUAGAACAGGUGUUUCGAGUAUUGGGUUAGAUCAAAUUCGAUAGAGAAAUUGGAUUAUGAGGUGGUUUGACAAACUGAGGGGUUGUUGUAAUUGUAGCAGCUGCUGUUUUAUAGCCGGCCUUAUGAUUUUCAUUAUUUCUAAUUCUAAUUUUAAUUCUAAUCAAUUAUUACUAGUUUCUUCUAAUUUUCCUAAUCCUAUACACCCUUCUUCUUCUUCAUUAUUAAUUUUGGUUUAAAUCUCCUCAUCUUUCUCUUAUUUUAUUUUGAUAAAAAGUAAAAUAAAAUACACCAAAAUCAUUCUCUCCUUCUUCUUCUUCUUCUUCUUCUUGGCGAUGGAGUUCAAAGAUUCGAUUUCUGGCGUCUUCGCAUCGUGUAUUGAGAGGCAACAAAGCUCAAAACCAACUGUCAUUGUGAUAGGAAGCGGUAUUUCCGGGAUAUCUGCUGCACAUCUACUUAAUAACGCUGAUUUUGAGGUAGUGUUAUUGGAAUCACGAGAUAGAAUUGGUGGCCGCAUUCACACUGAUUACUCAUUUGGGUGCCCAGUCGAUAUGGGAGCGUCAUGGUUGCAUGGUGUAUGCAAUGAAAAUCCUUUGGCACCGUUGAUUCGUCGUUUAGGUCUUCCGUUAUAUCGGACAAGCGGUGACAAUUCAGUCCUGUAUGACCAUGAUUUGGAGAGCUAUAUGCUAUAUGACAAGGAAGGUCAUCAGGUUCCUCAACAAAUAGUCAUUGAAGUUGGAGAAGCAUUCACAAGAAUUCUCAGGGAGACUGAAAAGGUGAGGAACGAAAAUCAACAUGAUCUUUCAGUUCUCCAAGCGAUAUCCAUGGUAUUGGAAAGACAUCCAGAGUUAAGACAAGAGGGACUAGCUUAUGAGGUGCUGCAAUGGUACAUAUGUAGAAUGGAAGCUUGGUUUGCUGCAGAUUUGGAUGUACUAUCUCUAAAAAACUGGGAUGAGGAACACGUGCUGACUGGUGGGCACGGGUUGAUGGUCGAGGGGUAUUAUCCUGUACUUAAGGCCCUGGCAAAGGAUAUUGAUAUCCGUUUAAAUCACAGGGUUACAAGGAUAUUGAAUGGCCCAAAUGAGGUGAGGGUCAUAGUCGAUGGUGGAAGAACAUUUGUUGCAGACGCUGCUAUUAUUACCAUUCCUAUUGGGGUAUUAAAAGCCAACUUAAUUGAGUUUGAGCCAAAGCUACCCGAGUGGAAAGUUUCUGCUAUUUCAGAUCUUGGUAUGGGCAAUGAAAAUAAGAUUGCAUUACGUUUUGAUAACGUGUUUUGGCCGAAUGUGGAGUUGUUGGGAACAGUUGCUCCAACAUCAUAUUCUUGUGGAUAUUUUCUUAAUCUACACAAGGCAACAGGUCAUCCUGUUCUUGUCUAUAUGGCUGCUGGAAGAUCUGCUUAUGACCUUGAGAAACUUUCCGAAGAGGCUGCUGCUAAUUAUUCAAUGUUGCAGCUUAAGAAAAUGUUUCCUCAAGCAACCCAACCGGUUCAGUAUCUCGUUUCACGUUGGGGAACUGACCCAAACUCCCUUGGAUGCUACUCAUAUGAUGUGGUAGGAAAGCCAUCAGAUAUAUAUGAAAGGCUUCGUGCUCCAUUGGGCAAUCUCUUUUUUGGAGGUGAAGCCGUCAGUGUGGAAAACCAGGGAUCUGUUCAUGGAGCUUACUCUUCCGGAGUUGCUGCUGCCGAAAAUUGCCGUAAGCUUCUUAUGGAGAGACGUGGCUUCCUGGACAAGUUUCAGAUUGUGUCUUUUAGUGAUGCAAUUCUUGAAACCUCAUUCCCCCUUCAAAUCUCUAGGAUUUAGUCAACAAUGGGGACUAGAAAUAAAACUCUUGAACAUUUUAAUUCCAUGAUUUGAAGUAACUUGUUUAUUUGGUUCCGUGAUUUAAUUUAUAUUAUAAAUAAAAGUGUAUGACACAUAUUCGGUCGUUAUUAUUAUUUAUUUAUUUUACAAAA
Erigeron canadensis is the source of this 2079-nucleotide messenger RNA. Its product is annotated as probable polyamine oxidase 4. Gene Ontology annotation, biological process: polyamine catabolic process. The record is from RefSeq and is a predicted model, not a curated record. Gene Ontology annotation, cellular component: peroxisome. Lineage: Eukaryota; Viridiplantae; Streptophyta; Magnoliopsida; Asterales; Asteraceae. Gene Ontology annotation, molecular function: polyamine oxidase activity. The transcript is spliced from 10 exons. The coding region runs from base 464 to 1927 and encodes 487 amino acids.